Helobdella robusta is the source of this 489-nucleotide messenger RNA. RefSeq lists its product as hypothetical. The transcript is spliced from 2 exons. Lineage: Eukaryota; Metazoa; Annelida; Clitellata; Rhynchobdellida; Glossiphoniidae. The record is from RefSeq and is a predicted model, not a curated record. The coding region runs from base 1 to 489 and encodes 162 amino acids.
AUGAUCCUAGAUCAUCAGCAUCUGCUAUACACAAAUUACAACAAGCUGAAGCAGAUCUUAAAAAAAACAUUUCCACUGUGGAUAAAAAAUGCUAAUAAGAUUAUGAUGAACAAAGAUGAUAUCAAGUUUUUAGAGUCUAUGAUGGCAAACCGUAUUGCUUCAUUUGCAUCACUUGACAAAAAGUUAGUAUUGCAAUUGCAGCGUAAGGAUACAAGAGCGCAGAAGCAGGAAGAAAGGCGUCGUAAAUUUCAGGAGUCAGCUGCAGCAUCAUCCACUGCAGCACCGCUCAGCAGUGACGAAAGUUGUGCCGAUAUUGACAGUCCCGUCAAGCAGCCCGAUAAAGUUCCAGCAAUGCAGACAAGGACCCAUCAUCGACUACGUCGCACUGGAACGGAUGCCUUUACACCUUUUGACAUUAUUAAAUCUCCAAAAAUUGUCUUUUUCUACCAAAUUGAAAAUUUCUCCAGCACAGCAGUCAGCACUCACUAA